Messenger RNA from Beta vulgaris subsp. vulgaris (sugar beet), 968 nucleotides. Its product is annotated as 50S ribosomal protein L11, chloroplastic. The record is from RefSeq and is a predicted model, not a curated record. Gene Ontology annotation, molecular function: large ribosomal subunit rRNA binding; structural constituent of ribosome. Gene Ontology annotation, cellular component: ribosome; large ribosomal subunit. Gene Ontology annotation, biological process: translation. Lineage: Eukaryota; Viridiplantae; Streptophyta; Magnoliopsida; Caryophyllales; Amaranthaceae. The coding region runs from base 97 to 801 and encodes 234 amino acids. The transcript has 4 exons.
AAAUUGAGGAUAAACCUUCAAAUUCAUCAUCCAUCUCUCAAACUCUCCCUCUCCUCACUCCUUUGAGCACCAUUAUCAAACACCCAAAUACCAAAAAUGGCGCACCCUUUAUCCGCCUACCACUACCACCAUGCUGCAACAUCACCUUCUUCUUCCUCCAUUACAUCACCUAAACCCAGAAAACUUUCUUCAUCUUUCUUAACUCCUUCAUCAGUCACCUUAUCCUCUAACCCCAAUUCUUCCCUCCAAUUUCUCACCAACAACAAACUCUUCUUAUCCUCACCUUCUUCUUCUCCCAAACGCCUAUCUGUUGUUGCCAUGGCUCCCAAACCCGGGGGCAAAGCUAAAAAAGUGAUUGGAAUGAUUAAGCUUGCGUUAGAAGCUGGUAAGGCGACACCAGCGCCACCAGUGGGACCCGCUUUAGGUUCAAAGGGUGUGAAUAUUAUGGCAUUUUGCAAGGAUUAUAAUGCCAGAACUGCUGAUAAACCUGGAUUUGUUAUUCCUGUUGAGAUCACUGUUUAUGAUGAUAAGAGUUUUACUUUCGUUUUGAAGACUCCGCCUGCUUCGGUGCUUCUUCUGAAGGCUGCAGGUGCGGAAAAGGGAUCGAAGGACCCAAAGAGCGAGAAAGUGGGAAAGAUCACGAUUGAACAAGUGCGACAAAUUGCCACCGAAAAGUUGCCUGACUUGAAUUGCUCAACGAUUGAAUCUGCAAUGAGAAUUAUAGCUGGAACUGCUGCCAACAUGGGAAUUGACAUUGACCCACCUGUUCUUGAACCUAAGAAGAAAGCAGUCAUCUUUUAAUUUUAUCUAUCAUAGUCAGUUUUUGUAGGCUGCUUAAAUGUUCCCCUUGAUUGAUUGAUUCUCUUAUUGUGCUGGAUACAUGGAUGUUUUUUAAUUAGUCUUUUAUCCGUAUAUCUAAUGUAUAUUGAAAAAAAGAUGAAUCGUAGUCAUCCAUUUGAGUUUGCUCA